AUGCAAUCGAAUAAAAAUAAUAAUACGAUUACAAGUGGUGUUUUCAAAGACCAAAAUAUAGAUUCAAUUUCCUCGGGCGACAUAGUCGAUCUUAAUGAUGGUUAUGGCGAUACACAGAUAGAGUUUAUUUUGGGUAAAGUAGACGAAAUCACUGUUAGUAACAUGAAUAGUAUGAAAGAAUCUCUAAAAAAGUGUAUUCAAGAACAUGUUUUAGAAAUUAAAAAUUCUCUCAGUGAAGUUUUAUAUCAUGAAAUGUCGAAGUUUUCUAAUGAAUUAAGAAAUGAUUUUAAUGCACUGAAAACAGCAGUCAUGAAUUGCCAUAUGCACGAGAUGGAUUCUGUCAUAAAUGAUGACAAUAAUAAUAAUAGUGGUAAUAACGGUACUGGUACGAGUGAUGGGAGUAGGAAGAACGAUGGUAGCAGUAAUAACAACAAGAACGUAACCUAUAAUACAAUUACCAAAAGAAUAUUAAAACCACAAGUAGAGCGAAUUAUAAUUAAAGCUCAGAACGUAUCACCAACAACUAAUACAUUAAAUGUAAUAAAAAGUAGUAUUGACGUUAUUGAUCUUGGUAUCAAUAUAAAAAAAGUAUCCUCUGAAUCGAAUGGAAAUGUUAUUAUUGACGUGGAAGAAAAUUCCGAUAAGGUUAAGUUGACUAAUGCUAUUCAUAAUAGACAUGGUGAUGCGUAUAAAGUUAAAGAAAUAAACCAACAAUUUCCUAAAAUUAAAAUUGUUGGUUUUGAAGACAGUGUUGUACAAAUAGAUGAAUAG
This is a messenger RNA of Microplitis mediator, 771 nucleotides long. RefSeq lists its product as uncharacterized. The record is from RefSeq and is a predicted model, not a curated record. The transcript has a single exon. Lineage: Eukaryota; Metazoa; Arthropoda; Insecta; Hymenoptera; Braconidae. Bases 1 to 771 code for a protein of 256 amino acids.